This is a messenger RNA of Cicer arietinum (chickpea), 1283 nucleotides long. RefSeq names its product homeobox protein knotted-1-like 1. NCBI's taxonomy places the organism in Eukaryota, Viridiplantae, Streptophyta, Magnoliopsida, Fabales, Fabaceae. The record is from RefSeq and is a predicted model, not a curated record. Gene Ontology annotation, biological process: regulation of DNA-templated transcription. Gene Ontology annotation, molecular function: DNA binding; DNA-binding transcription factor activity, RNA polymerase II-specific. Gene Ontology annotation, cellular component: nucleus.
AACCUUUGUCAAAUCUUCUCUCUCUCUCUCUCUCUCUCUCUCUCUCUCUCUCUCUCUCUCUCUCUCUAGAUUUUGUGUCCGUGUACUGUAUUAACUUCGUUUUCCUCAGGUAGGUUUUCUUGGAAAAGAAAACCCAACAAGUAUAUAGUUGAAUAUCAAUAAGAAAGAGUUUAGAGUUCAAAUAUUCUGAAUUGCAUGAUGGAAGUGGAACCUGUAGAUCUAAGCGGGUUGGAUCGGAUUAUUAAAAACCAGAUCGCCACUCAUCCUCUUUAUCCAAACCUACUCUCUGCUUAUAUACAAUGUCAACAGGUUGGAGCACCGACAGAAAUUGCAUCCCUUCUUGAAGAAAUAGGGCGUGAAACUCACCAACCUCUUUCUCUCCGUCAGAUAGGAGAUGAUCCUGACCUUGAUCACUUCAUGGAAUCAUACUGCCAAAUUCUUCAUAAAUACAAAGAGGAGUUGUCCAAGCCUUUCAACGAAGCCACAAUAUUUUUGUGUAAUAUUGAAUCACAACUUACCCAACUCUGCAAGGGUACGAUAACAAUCUCAUCAUCGGAUUUUAACAACCCAGCUUCAGAUCAUGAGGCAUCAGAGGAUGAAAUGAGUUGUGUAAAGGUUGAAGGAUCAGUAGAAGGUGGUCAUGGCACAAUAUGUUCAGGCAAUAAAGAGCUUAAAGAAAUGCUACUUCGUAAGUAUGGUGGUUAUCUUAGCAGUUUGAGAAAGGAAUUUCUAAAGAAAAGGAAAAAGGGUAAACUACCAAAGGAUGCCAGAAAAACAUUGAUGGAGUGGUGGAAUGUUCACUAUAGGUGGCCUUAUCCCAUGGAGGAGGAGAAAUUGCAGCUAUCAGAAAUGACAGGACUUGAUAUAAAGCAGAUAAAUAAUUGGUUCAUAAAUCAGAGGAAAAGGCACUGGAAACCAUCUGAAGAUAUGCGAUUUGCCAUUAUGGAAGGUGUAAGUGGCACAGCAGGAGGAGGACAUCUCUAAUUUUAUUGGUCCAUUCUUGUUUCAAAGUUUACCCUCUGCUUGCUUGCUUGCAUAUGUUGCUUAGUAGAACUCGUUCAGCUUGUAUACUCAUUUGCCAUCAAAAUGUUAGCAGUUAUAUGUGAUAUGGAUAAUGGAUCCAUGUUUCAGUCACAAUCUCAUUAUUUUAUGACAAUACGUUAAAUUUGUAUAGCUAUGUGCAAAGUUGAUGUUAGUUUGAGGAUAAACCUGCUAAAUGAAUGCACAAAUAACUAUCCUUGAAUUUAGCACCAUAAGCCAUCUUCAGUGAUGAUGUUCAUUUA